AUGGGGAAAAAACUGGAUCUUUCCACGCUCACGGAUGAAGAGGCCAAGCACGUCUGGGAAGUGGUUCAACGGGACUUUGACCUUCGAAGGAAAGAAGAGGAGAGACUAGAGGGUUUGAAAGGCAAGAUUAAGAAGGAAAACUCCAAGAGGGAGCUGCUUUCCGACACGGCCCACCUGAGCAACACCCACUGCGCCCGCUGCGUGCAGCCCUACCAGCUCCUCAAGACCCCCAAGAGGCAAUGCCUGGACUGCGGCCUUUUCACCUGCAAAGGCUGCGGCCACACCCCGGAGGAGCAGGGCUGGCUCUGCGACCCCUGCCACCUGGCCAGGCUAGUGAAGAGGGGCUCCCUGGAGUGGUACUACAGGCACGUGAGAGCCCGCUUCCAGCGCUCCGGGGGCGCCCAGGUAGCGCGGUCCCUCUGCGGGCGGCUGCAGGGAGCAGGUUUACCUGACUGAGUGCAGAGCUCACCUGACGUCCACAGUGGGCCUGAGCCAGGCCCCGGAGGGAAAAGUGGAGACGGUGAGCACACGGAUGAGGACAGAGAACAGGACACAGGGGCCCAGGCCCAGCCCGUUGGAAGCAAAAAAAAGCGCGUCCUCCCCGUUCACGGCUUGGACUUCGAGGCAGACUCUGACGACUCCACUCUGUCCUGCGGGCAGCCCCCAAGCCUGUCCUUGGUCUCCAUGGCCGCGGACAACCCGCAGGCCCUCACAGAUGAGCCCUGCACAGAGGAGACCACCUCCCAGGAGCCCGUGGUCCUGGAUGAGGCUGAUGCCAGGGCCUCUGGGUGCCACCCCUGUCCAGAAGGGCAGAUGGCCAGCCUCUCGCCUGCCGGACCAGACGCCCUCGCUAAGCUCUGCCUGCCGGGAGAGUCUUGCACGACGGCCCUGGGGGCCACUGCGACACCUGGAACAAAUGUCCUCUGGAAUGAGCAGCUCCCGUCCCACUAUCUGGCCGACGUGGACACCUCAGAUGAAGAAAGCAUCUGGGCUCAGAGGGUGGCCUCUCACCAUCCCAGACGGAGAGGCCAGACAUUGUCUGAGAAGCAGUGUCCAGUUGGCAGCAAGCCCACAGGCGCCGACAUGGAAGAGGCGGCCCUAAAGAGAAGACUGGAGGCCUUGAUCAGCCGCAGCGGUGACCAGCAGGCCUCAUCGGAGGAGGAGGGCAAGGACGGAGGGGCGGAGCAGGGCAGCAGCGCCCCCAUCGAGGACCCCCCCGGGGCCGCCCCGGAGGUGUGCACAGCUGCAGGCCAAACGCCCAGCUCGGGGAAGAGGCCCCGGGACCCCCAGGACCCCGUGCAGCCCAGCAGGACCACAGACGAGGAGCUGUCGCAGCUGGAGGACAGAGUGGCCGCCACAGCCUCUCAGGUGCAGCGGGCAGAGAGCGAGGUUUCAGAUAUCGAGUACAGGAUUGCAGCCUUGCAGGCUGCAGGGCUCACUGUGAGGACCUCGGCAAAGCCCCGGAAGAAAUCCAGCCUCCCGAUAUUUCUUCCCCAGCUUGUUGGGAAGUUUGGCCAGAGUCCUAAGGAUCCGAAUGCAGACCCUUCGGGUGAGGUCAAGGUGGUGGCUGCACCCUAUCUUGUGAGGAGAAAGCUCAGUGAUUACCCCAGAAGUCAAGACAAAGAUGAUGACUCCUUCGAUCGGAAAUCCGUGUCCCGCGGAUCCCUGACACAGAGAAACCCCAGUGGCAGGAAGGGAACCGCCAACCACAGCAUUGCGAAACCCGUGAUGACCCACCAGCCCUUAAAUGGGAGGUUCGUCUGA
This is a messenger RNA of Lipotes vexillifer (Yangtze River dolphin), 1764 nucleotides long. It is a transcript of the gene MLPH, whose product is annotated as melanophilin. Gene Ontology annotation, molecular function: myosin binding; actin binding; small GTPase binding. Lineage: Eukaryota; Metazoa; Chordata; Mammalia; Artiodactyla; Lipotidae. The transcript is spliced from 15 exons. Gene Ontology annotation, cellular component: cortical actin cytoskeleton. Gene Ontology annotation, biological process: intracellular protein transport. The record is from RefSeq and is a predicted model, not a curated record.